Molecule: messenger RNA, 1839 nt
Organism: Linnemannia hyalina
Lineage: Eukaryota; Fungi; Mortierellomycota; Mortierellomycetes; Mortierellales; Mortierellaceae
Source: the annotation of a GenBank genome assembly
AUGGAGAACACGGAACAAGUACAGGAGCAGGACCCUCAGGUCGCCACAGAGGACACACCCCUCGCCAUGGACUCGUCCAUCCCCACCCCGGUCGAGAGCGUCGAAGGAUCACCUGCCGCCGCUCAAGGCGAGACGAUCGCCGCUUCGGAAGCUUCUCUCACCCCCUCUGAGGUCGACUCAGUUUCCACACCAGACCAGCAGCAACAGCAGCAGCAUUCUCAGCCAUUGUCUCAGCCGGCUUCUAUCAAGCCUUCUGCACCCGUCCCUCCUCCUCAGCUGAAACGCAGACCCCGCAGAACUGGUCAGCCUCUGCAUCUUUUGCUUCAGGACUCCAGCAAACAACAUAUUACUGGAUACCUUUGCAAAAAGACUUCAGAAGAGAUUACGGCCAUUGUUGCUGAGAAAAAGACGCUCGCUGCAGAUCUUCGCACCUUCUCCAACGAGUUUGUUUUGACCUCGGCUCGCGACCGCGUCAUUUCUGAGGUUGACGAGGAAGGAAAGGAGUUACUCAAGGAUGUGGAUCCCGAAAGAGACAUCAUCAAGCAGCGAUUCGAAGACGAAAGCUCUGUCUUCAAGGCCUACGAGGAUGCCAUUCAUGACAUCCGUGUUGAUCUGUACCUCGAUGGAAUCAAGCCCAGAAAGUUGGAGACCGACGAAGAGAGAGAGGAGACCGCAGCUCGCAACGUUGAGUUGAAUGCUGUCCUCCAAGUUUGGGAUACUCUGCACAAGCGCAUUGAGAUUGAGCCUAGAAGAGCUGGACGUUCAACUCAGAGCCCAUACCCAAGCCGAGGCGGACGAGCCCCUGGCCCACCCAGUACACGUCCUCACCCCUACGCACCCAGUCGUUUGCCCCCCUCAUCGCCUCAUUACGGUCCUCCUUUUGCCGGCCCACCUCAUGCAGCCCCACCUUUCAGAGAACCCAGGAGCCAUCAUCGCGACUAUCAUGACCGACCAGCCUACCGUGAUGACUACUAUGCUGACCGCCGUGACGACCAUCGCCGGCCAGACUACGAUCGCCGUGAUCCCAGGGAUCACCCAAUGGGCGCUCGGCCACCAGGUCCUGGACCUAUGGGUCGCCCAGAUUCGAGAGAUAUGCGGGACCCGCGCGAUCCUCGUGAUUUUAGAGAGCGUGGCCCUCCUCCACCCGCAGCUAGAAGCGAAGCGCCAUUUGGAGCCAGCAGAUAUGACGAUAGGAGAAGAGAUCGUGCCGACCUGACCAAUGCUCCACCUCCACGCGACAACAGACUUCAUGGAUCGUCAGGUGCUGGUGCAUCUCCAUUGACAGCACACCCGUCCUUGCCACCUAAGCCGGCAGCGAGCCAAUAUGACGCCAACCCUGCCGUCCCUCAGCACAUGCAAGCGGCCAACCCCAUGUAUCCAGGACACUAUCCACCAGGGGCUCACCAGCAAACCCCACAAGUAGAUCCUGCCGCCCAGGCUGCUUAUGGAGCCUACGGCCACCCAGGACAUCCUGGUUACCCAGCACUCGGACAGGCUGACUACUCUGGAUAUGCGUAUGGAUAUGGACAAGACCCUGCCGCCCAGCAGCAGAUGUACGGCUACGCAGCUACGGGUGGCUGGGAUAUGAGUGGUGGCGCUGCUGCUGCUGUUGCCCAGCAUGUCGGUGCCGGUCUUCACCUUCAGCCGUUUACCUCGGGACAGCAUGGACGUCACAAAGCUGUCCCAUUGCCUACUGAUUUCAUGUCCGGCCCCAGUGAUGCCCCCCGACUUUCAAUGCCUGAGCCCCAUGAAGUGCUUGGUACCAUCCGCGGUGUCAUUAUCAGGGAUGCACACGGUAACAUUGGCCUCAGUCAGUAUCAUUUCACCCAGGCGACAUAG